UGCCGGAAGUCAAGUUAGGGCCAGAACAACGCACAUGCGCAGUAACGUUUGUUUAUGUUGUUACCGUUGAAACCGUCUAUAGUAAGAUUCCUGGUUUGGAAUGUUAGCUAAAGAACGGAAUUGUGAAGUCGUAAAAUUGUGAUGUCAUAAGGGGUACUAUUUUGUAAUGGACUGGAUAUAAAAAAGUGCUGCUUUCCUUUGGCACUGUCAGUGAUGGAGAAAAAUGCUUCACAAAGAAGUAAUGAGUUGGAACAGGAGAGGUUGAGAAAGUGGCUUGAGUUAGAGCUCGCCAUGGUUCGGAGUGAGCUGGAAGAUAGCCGGGCAGUGCAGGAGAAAAUGGAGUUUGUUCUUCAGAUUGAGCGAGCCAAGUGCCAACAACUGGAAGAAAAACAUGCCAAGAACAAGGUGAUGAAGGAAAAGCUGAUCAAGAAAAUAGCUCAAAUAGAGGAAAGUGCACUAAAGGUAGUGAGUAGCAACAAGCAGGUCAGCAUGAACUCUGAGUUCUGGGAGCUCCUGGAAUGUGAGAAGGCCAGGGGGGAGGUUACACAGUGCCAACUGCUGGUGGACCUAGCUGACACAAAAAAGAAAUUAGCAGUUCUUGAAGCAUCGCUUGAAGUGAAAACUCAUCUCUGCUCUGACCUAGAGCAGGAGAAAGUAUGCAUGCAAAGGGAUAUGCUCAUGCUUGAGAAAACAGUUCAAGAGAGCAAGAACCUGUUUGACCAAUCAGAACAUGGCAUACGUACCAUGAAGUGUGCCCUGGACAACAAGGAGCAGGAUGUCUUAACCAUGUCCCAGAAGUUACAGGAGGCCGUGUCAGCUUCUGAAGUCUUGGACAAGACGAUCAGAGCCCAAGAGAUGUCUCUACAGCUAAUGGAGAUUGAGAAUGCCAAACUCAAGGAUGUGGUGAACGAGCAGGCCAACAGAUUCCCUGUGCUGCAAAAGGAGGCCGAGAAGGCUACAUUGACUAAUAAAGAUCUGACGCAGCACCUCAGUCGAGCGGUGCAGAAGCAAACCCUUCUCUACAUAUACGCCCAUGGACAGCUGAAGGAGAAAGGGUCCCUACUGCUGAAUGAGAGGCAGAAGGCCAGUAAGGCCAAAGCACAGCAGGAGGUCCUUCAGGAGAGACUAGAAAAGAUGAAGAAUGAGGGCACACUGCUAAGUCAACAGUUGGAAGCAGCCAAUCAAAAAGCAGAGGCAAAAGAGCAGGAAGUCAUGCAGGAACGUUUGAAAACAAUGCACACAGAGAGCGAGGUGCUUGCCCUGCAGGACAAGAUGGAAAAGGUGCAGAAUGAGAGAACACUGCUUAGCCAACAGUUGGAAGUGGCUAAUGAAAAAGCAGAGGCUAAAGAGCAGGAAGUCAUGCAGGAGCGUUUGAAAACAAUGCACACAGAGAAUGAGGUGCUUGUCAUCCAGGAGAGACUGGAAAAGGUUCAGAAAGAGAAUAGACUGCUAAGUGAACAGUUGGAAACAGCCAAUAAGAAAGCAGAGGCAAAAGAGCAGGAAGUCAUGCAGAAGCAUUUGAAAACAAUGCACACAAGGAAUGAUAUGCUUGCCCUGCAGGACAGACUGGAAAAGGUACUGAAUGAGGGAAUGAAGCUAAGCCAACAGUUGGAGACUGCCAAUAAGAUAGCAGAGGCAAAAGAGCAGGAAUUAGCUGACAUGCGGGAGCGUUUGAAGACAAUGUACACAGAGAAUGAGGUGCUUGCCCUGCAGGACAAGAUGGAAAAGGUGCUGAAUGAGGGCACACUGCUUAGCCAACAGUUGGAAGUGGCUAAUGAAAAAGCAGCGGCUAAAGAGCAGGAAGUCAUGCAGGAGCGUUUGAAAACAAUGCACACAGAGAAUGAGGUGCUUGUCAUCCAGGAGAGACUGGAAAAGGUUCAGAAAGAGAACACACUGCUAAGUGAACAGUUGGAAACAGCCAAUAAGAAAGCAGAGGCAAAAGAGCAGGAAGUCAUGCAGGAGCAUUUAAAAACAAUGCCCACAGAGAAAGAGUUGCUUUGCCUGCAGGAGAGACUGGAAAAGGUGGAGAAUGAGCGAAUGAUACUAAGCCAACAGUUGGAAGCAGCCAAUCAAAAAGCAGAGGCAAAAGAGCAGGAAGUCAUGCAGGAGCACUUGAAAAUGAUGCACACAGAUAACGAGAUGUUUGCCCUGCAGGAGAGACUGGAUGAAGUGGAGAAUGAGAGCAUGAUGCUUAGCCAACAGUUGGAAGCGGCUAAUCAAAAAGCAGAGGCAAAAGAGCAGGAAAUCAUGCAGGAUUGUUUGAAAACGAUGCACACAAGGAAUGAGAUGCUUGCCCUGCAGGAGAGACUGGAAAAGGUACUGAAUGAGGGCACACUUGUAAGCCAGCAGUUAGAAGCGGCCAAUAAAAAAGCUGAAGCUAAAGAAGCGGAAGUGGCUGACAUGCAGGAACAUUUGAAAGCUAUGCAUUCAGAGAAGGAGAUGGCAGAGACAAGCAAGGAGAAGCUCACAGAGCUUCUCGCUCAGGUGAGGAGAGAUGGAUGGAGCACCCUUUGGAAACUACAACAGCAUCUGACUGACACACAAACAAAACUGACAACGUGUGAGGGGUUACUUGAAAUGCAUCCUCUCCACUGCAGUGAUCUUGAGGAGGAAAACAUAUCCAUGGAGAAAGACAUUAGCACGCUUAAGCAACUGCUGCAAGAGAACGAGGACAGCUGCACCCAGUCUGAGAGCUUUAUUUGUGAACUGAUUGCUAAACUUAACGAAAAGGAUAAUGAGAUUGUCACUGCCUCACAGAAACUGUUGGUCUCGUUAGACUCAAGAAACAAAGAGCCAGCCCUUGAAAUGGCAGAGAUCCAGGAGCAACCACAUGGGGGUGACACAGACAGAUGGGACAUGGUGUGGCAACUGCAGCAGAAACUGGCUGAUGCAAAAAUAAAUCUGUUGACAUGUGAGGCAUCGCUCAAAGUCAACACUAACCACUGCAGAGAUCUGGAAGAGGAAAAAGAGUCCAUGCAGAAGGACGUGAUUACUCUCAAAGGGACCUUGCGAGAGAUGGAAGACAUGUAUGCCCAAUCAGAGCAGCAUGUUCACAACCUGAUGGCCUUCUGUGAUGAGAAAGAUUAUCAGAUUUGCACUCUCUCCGAGCAGCUACAGGUCUCAUCAGCUUCUAAAAGCACGAAAAUGUCAGCCUCUAAAAAGGCAGAAGUCCACGAUGGUGAGGAGAAAGACAUACAGAACACUCAGUGGCAACUGCAGAAGGAGCUUGCUGCUACAAAAAUUAAACUGUCUGUACAUGAGGCAUCACUAAAAGUGAAGGCUAAACACUGCAGAAAUCUGGAUGAAGAAAACCGUUCCAUGACGGAGGACAUAAAUGCACUUAAGGGGAAGUUAUGGGAAGGGGAAGACAAGUGUGCCCAGUCAGAGCAGCGUGUCUGUAAUCUGACAGGCUCUUGUGAGGAUAAAGAUCAUCAGAUCCACUCACUGUUUGAGAAGCUACAGGCCUGCUCUAAUUCAAGUGGCAAAGACCUUAAAAACACAGAGAACCAGGACCAUCUAGACAGUGAGGAGACCAACAUACAGAACACAGUGUGGCAAAUUCAGCAGGAACUGGCUGAUACAAAGACAAAACUGUCAACGUGUGAGGCAUCGCUCAAAGUCAGUGCUAACUAUUGCAGAGAUCUGCAGGAGCAAAAACAGUCCAUGCAGAAGGACAUAAACACACUCAAGAGGAGGCUGUGGGAAAGUGUGGAUAAGUGUGCUCAGUCAGAAGACCUUGCACACAGCAUGAUGACAUCCUGUGCUGAAAAGGAUCACCAGAUUUGUGCUCUCUCCAAACAGCUGGAGGUCUUAACAGACUUGAAAGGGAAGAAGUCUAAAAAAGCAAGGAUCCAGGACAGCGAGGAGAUAGACAGACAGAACGCGGCAUGGCAACAGCAGCAGGAACUGGCUGACACAAAAACAAAGCUGGCGACGUGUGAGGCAUCACUCAAAGUCAAGGCUGAACACUGCACAGAUCUGGAAGAGGAAAACCAGUCCAUGCAGAAGGACAUAGUCUCUCUCAAAGAGAGGUUAUGGGAAAGAGAGGACAAGUGUAUGCAAUUAGAGCAGGGUAUGCAAAACAUAAUAACCAGUGAGGAUACAGAUUAUCAGAAUCACACUCUGUCCAAGAAGCUGCAUGCCCCCUCAGGCUCAAAAAGGAAAGAGCCAGACCUUAAAAACACAGAUAUCCAGGAGCAUCUAGACAGCGAGGAGACAGAAAGAUGGAACACUUUGUGGCAAUUGCAAAAUGAACUUGCUGACACCAAAGCAAAACUGCUGACAUGUGAGGCGGCACUCAAAAUGAACACUAACGGUUUCAGGAAUUUGGAGGAGGAAAACCAGUCCAUGCAGAGGGACACAGUCACUCUCAAAGGGAGGUUGCAUGAGAGCAAAGAAACCUGUGCCCAAUUGGAGCAGCAUAUUUGUAACCUGAUGGCCUCCUGUGAUGACAAAAAUAACCAGAUCUGUGCUCUCUCGAAAGAGCUGCAAGUCUUAUCAGCCUCAAAAAGCAAGAAGUCUCAAAAAGUAAAGAUCCAGGACACUGUGGAGACAGACAAACAGAACAUGUUGUGGCAACUCCAGCAGGAACUGGUUGACACAAAAACAAAACUAGCAACAUGUGAGGCAUCGCUCAAAGUCAAGGCUGAACACUGCAGAGAUCUAGAAGAGGAAAAACAGUCCAUGCAGAAGGACAUAGUAACUCUCAAAGGGAGGCUGUAUGAGACUGAGAACAUGCAUGCCCAAUCGGAACAACAUAUUUGCAAGCUGAUAGCCUCCUGUGAUGACAAAGACCACCAGAUCUGCACUCUCUCCAAGGAGCUGCAGGUCUUAUCAGCCUCUGUGGGCAUAGAAAGGACCUUUGAGCAGGCAGAGGAGUCACAGAAAACUCUAUGUCAGCUGGAAGCUGAAAUCAUCAAGCUGCAGGCCAUGGCCGAACAGCAGACAAGUGUGGUUGCAGCGCUACAGAAAGAGACUGCUGAGGCAACAAGGGUGAAAAAAGAUUUGGAGGAGAUCAAUCAGCAGAUGAAGGAGCAAAUCCCCCUAAAUGCAGAUGAACAAAUGAAGGAAAGAAUAGCAGCACUCCGAGAAGAGAAGGAGAAGGCCAUCCUGCAGCAAGAGGCCUUUGAGAAGCAACUGGAAGACGUGCAAAAUGAGAAAAAAGUCCUCCACCAACAGCUUAAGGAGGCCCAGAUGAAGGAAGCGGCUAGAGAAAAGACAGGGACAGAUGUUCAGAAUGACAGAUUUACUAAAAUGCAGGCACACUAUGAGAAGAAAGUAAAGGAACUGGAGAAAAGAAGUGAAGAAUUGGCCUAUAGAUAUGCCGCACUCCAGGAGCAUCCGGGCAGUGAUAAGACAGACAGAGAGCACAAUUGGAGAAAAGUAAAGCAGGAUCUGGUCGACAUGCAGUCUAAAUCGCUGGUGGAAAAUGUGUCCCUUGAGGUAAUUUCUCGUCACUGCAGUAAUCUUGAGAACCAAGAACAGGGAAACAUGGAUCUGGACCUGGAGAGCCUUAAUGGAAUGAUUAAAGAGUGUGAGAACUUUCUCUUUGUCUAGAAGCUGCAGACAGAUCCUGUCAGCCUCAUUAGGUAUGAACAAGAAUGUGUGUCUUCCCCAUAUAGCAAGGGGAUAUAAAUGCACAUCCAUUUGUGCUCAGAUUAAUUAUUUGUAAACCGCAGAUUUUCCUUCAGGACACAAUGUUAUGCAAUGUAUUUUUUGUUUUUGCAGAAAGCCCCCCCCCCCCCCCCCCCAAGUUAAGCAGUUAAAUGCAGAACACCCCUAGUAUUUUUCCAUUGUCUUUCAAAAAGAGAACUAUGGUUCCUGACAUAAUUUUAGACAUAGAGAUAAUGUUGAAGAAGGUGAAGGCAUAAGCUUGCUGUAAUGACAACAUGAGCAAUGUGGAGUUGAUUCCUACUAAGCAUAUUUCAUUAAAAAAAUUAGAUGCAGGG
Anguilla anguilla (European eel) is the source of this 5948-nucleotide messenger RNA. RefSeq names its product nucleoprotein TPR-like. The transcript has a single exon. Bases 214 to 5556 code for a protein of 1780 amino acids. NCBI's taxonomy places the organism in Eukaryota, Metazoa, Chordata, Actinopteri, Anguilliformes, Anguillidae. The record is from RefSeq and is a predicted model, not a curated record.